Rhodofomes roseus is the source of this 2865-nucleotide messenger RNA. Its product is annotated as RNA-binding domain-containing protein. The record is from RefSeq and is a predicted model, not a curated record. NCBI's taxonomy places the organism in Eukaryota, Fungi, Basidiomycota, Agaricomycetes, Polyporales, Fomitopsidaceae. The transcript is spliced from 8 exons. Bases 36 to 2810 code for a protein of 924 amino acids. Gene Ontology annotation, molecular function: RNA binding.
UCUUUACAGGCAGACACUUGGCAGACACUGUAGAGAUGGCAUCCUCGCUCGGCAAACGGAAGGAAAGGGAAGAAGAAGGGGAAUUUCAUGGAUCGACGCUUUUUGUGUCGAAUCUACCAUACACAGCAACAUCUACGGAUUUGCAGACCCUCUUCUCUGACUUCGCACCUGUACGGUCUGCAUUUGUCGUGCUUGAACCCGGCUCAGGAGUAUCAAAAGGCGUCGGCUACGUUUCAUUCGCCAUUAAAGAAGAUGCGCAAAUGGCUUCCGACAAGAUCGCGGAGGAGGGACUCGUGCUUGAUGGGAGGCAGCUGAGGGCUCAAUGGGCGGACUCAAAGAUCAGAGACAAAUCCCAAGUCAAGGUCAAACACCCGACGCAGUCGCCUGUGAAGACCGAAGCCAAGUCUCCAGCCCCUCGACCUCAGCCGCUUGCAUCGAAAGACCCUCUUGCUAUACGCACAGUGGUAAUCUCAGGUCUUCCUCCGUCAGUAGACUCCAAGGCGCUAUGGAAGAAGAUCCGUAAACUCCAGGGCGGUGAGAAGGUGGAGUGGCCGGUCAAAAUAAGUAGUGGAGAGGAAGACAGCGAAAUAGCUCAUGCACUAUUCGCGACACCGGCCGCCGCAUCAGAGGCUGUCAACAAACUUCAUGCGCACGUAUUCAAAGGUUCUUUGCUUUCGGCGACCCUAAAAAAGCGACUGGACGGCCUAGCCAAAGCCCCCUCCAAGGCCAUGAAGGCUGCCGCACCAAAGCCCGAUGCAAAGGGCGCAGCCCCGAGUCGUGCGAGCCGGCUCAUCGUGCGUAACCUACCGUUCAACACCACAGAGCAGGAUCUCCGCGCCGUGUUUCUCCCCUUCGGACCGAUCUACUCCGUUGACAUCCCGCUCAAGGACAGCGAGGGCGAGGGCAAGCCCCGCGCGAAGGGCUUCGCGUUCGUCUGGAUGCUCAGCCGCAAGGACGCGGAGCGCGCGAUGGAGGGGGCCAAUGGAAUGAAAGUCUAUGCGGGCAUGGCGGUGCGCUUAGUGACGGACAAGCAGAAAAAGAAGAAGCAGCGGAGGGAGGAGGAAAAGGCAGAGAAAGCGGCGAAGGGCCAGGGCGAGUUGGAAGAGGAGGACGAAGGGCCGGAGACUCGGGGGAAGGAGCGGGUAAUCGCGGUCGACUGGGCGUUGAGCAAGGACAAGUGGCAGGCGGAGAAGGCGAAGCUGGAGCAGGAAGGCGCAGACGUGCAGAUGGAGGAUGAGAGCGAUGGGGGGAGCGAGAGCGAGGAGUCUGACAGCGACGAUGAGCAGAUCGGAGUACACGAAGACGGUGGUAGUGAUGAGGGCAGUGGGAGUGACAGCGAUGAAGAUGACCUGACGGGCGCGGAGGAGAGUGAAGGGGAUGAGGACCGGGAAAAGCCUGCGCUACCUCCUCCGGAAAGCGGCACCACGCUAUUCGUUCGGAAUGUCCCUUUCGAGGCGACAGAAGACGAGCUGCGAACAUUAUUCCGUUCCUUUGGACCUCUUCGGUACGCUCGCAUUACGAUGGAUCAUGAGAUUGGUCGUUCUCGCGGGACUGGCUUCGUCUGCUUCUGGAAUAAAGCCGACGCAGACAAGGCCGUCGAGCAGAGUGAGAUCCUACGUGCCGAGAUGCUGGGAGACAACGACAAGGUCGCAGCACCCAAGAAAAAUCCCUUCAAACUGCCUUCCUUGCUAACCCCGGAUCCGUCCUCGUCAAUAGCACAGAACCUCGUUCUUCACGGCCGAACAUUGGAUGUGAACCGUGCUGUAACAAGGGACGAAGCCAGCAAGCUCAAGGAGGCGGGCGAAAGACAACGAGAGAAGGCAGACAAGCGCAAUCUCUAUCUCCUCCGGGAGGGCAUCAUCUUGCCGAACGCGCCCGCUGCCGAGUCUGUAGGACCAGCAGAGGUGGAGAGACGGGCACAGUCGUUCAACGCUCGAAGAGCACUCCUCCGCUCGAACCCAUCACUAUACGUCUCGAAGACACGACUAAGCAUCCGCCAGCUGCCGCUCUUUGCGACCGAGCGCAUGCUGAAGAGACUUGCUGUGCACGCCGUUCGCGCCUUCGAGAAGGAGGUCAAGGGGGGCGCACGGGAUCCACUGACUCCCGACGAGCUCGCAGAGUCGGUCGAACCUGCCAACGAAGACGAGACCAUCAAGAAUGACGGCAGUGUGAAGUCGAAGACGUUGAAGGGUCAUGGGAAAGAGAAGAAGGCUGGCCGCGACACGGGUGUCCAGCAAGCCAAGAUCGUGCGCCAGGCAGACCGCGUCGACCCUGUGACGGGCAAAGGGCGCAGUAGAGGCUACGGCUUCUUGGAGAUGACGAAACAUGCAGACGCUCUGCGAGUGCUCAGAUGGGCGAACAACAAUCCCGAGGUCGGCAGACUGUUCGAAGAGUGGUGGAAGGCCGAGCUGGAGGAUAUGGCGAAGAACGAGAAGAAGAAGCCGCAGAAGGAUGAGGCGCGGUUGAAGCGGUUGAAAGACGAGCUGGAAAAGGGCGCGCCCGUCAAGAGCAGAGGGACCCUUAUUGUCGAGUUCUCCAUCGAGAACGUGCAAGUCGUUCAACGACGGGAUACUCGACAGCGCGAAAAACAACCAGAACCUGGUAUCUCGACACGACGACAGCGCGUAACGUCGUCUCCGGCUGUCAAGACGGAGAAGACUGAGGAGCGACCUAGCAAAAAGCGACGAGUGCCGGACCCAUCGCAGCCGCAAGUGAAGAAGUCUGAGUCGAAUGAAGUUCCCAAGGCUGGUCAACAGAUUGGCUCUCUCAUCGGUAGGAAACGGAAAGAAAAGAAGUCAAAGCGGGGCUGAGCCUGAACAACUACAUGCAUAUGUAUUUCCGUUUCUGCUUCGUGCCUACAUUCAU